Molecule: messenger RNA, 3346 nt
Organism: Sus scrofa (pig)
Lineage: Eukaryota; Metazoa; Chordata; Mammalia; Artiodactyla; Suidae
Source: RefSeq, a predicted model, not a curated record
UGCUGCAGCGCGUGCCGGAGCCCAGGCAGCGGGCUAGGCCAGAGGGCAGCGCGUCAGGAGCCGGGUCGGGGUCAGAAGCCCUGGCCUCUCAUGCCAGCCCUGCUGCUCCAGCUUUGGUACUUGGAACAAGUCACUUCACAUCCUCAGGUCUCACCCCCCUGUGUCAAGUGGUGUUUGCAUGAGCCCAGGUUCGCUUUUUAUGAAGGCUGGGAAUCUUUCUCUGAAAGAGAACCCUGCGGGUGCCGCGUCUCCACCCGGCGCCUCCAUCGCCUCCAACGAGCCAUGUUCCAGGCUGCAGGAGCCGCCCAGGCCACCCCUUCUCAUGAAACCAAAGGCGGCGGAGGAAGCAGUACCGUGCAGCGCUCCAAGUCCUUCAGCCUCCGGGCCCAGGUGAAGGAGACCUGCACUGCCUGCCAGAAGACUGUGUACCCCAUGGAGCGGCUGGUGGCUGACAAGCUCAUUUUCCACAACUCUUGCUUCUGCUGCAAGCACUGUCACACCAAGCUCAGCCUGGGCAGCUAUGCAGCGCUGCAUGGGGAAUUUUACUGCAAACCCCACUUUCAGCAGCUGUUUAAGAGCAAAGGCAACUACGAUGAAGGCUUUGGCCGGAAGCAGCACAAGGAGCUCUGGGCCCACAAGGAGGUGGACUCCGGCACCAAGACAGCCUGAGGCCCCUCUGGCAGUCCCCUCCCUCCUCCCUCCAUAGAGGGCCUGGAGCGGGCAGUUGGAAGGGUGGGAGAUUGGACCUUGGGCUUGGUUGGGGCAGGGUGGGAAGGGGAUGAGGCCAUCUUGCUCAGGCAGGGUUAUGGGGACAGGGCUUUGCUCCAGGAUUUCUUCUUCUCCCUCAGUAGGCCGGGGUUUGGGAACCAGGAUUGGGCUUUGCUCAGCACCCUGCUUCCUGCUUCUUUCAGCCUACCCCACUUCACCCCGUGGCCCCCUUGGGAGGCCCCCAGAUUCAGCUUCCCUAUCUAGGUGCCUUUUCUCCAGCAAGGAGUCAGCAUGCCCUCCUCAGGGUCCUGAGCUCCUCACUGCCACCUGGGGCCCUGGGCAGCCCCCACGUCUCCCCAUCUACCUCUGCCCUUAGCCUGGUCCUGAGCCAUGGAGAAUGGAGGAAGGUGAGCCAGGGUGCGCCCUGCUGGGCCUCUCCAGGUGCCCACCAGGACCCCCCCCCCGGGGAGGGGCGGGAAGGGGAGCAGCCCUGCCCCCCCCCCCAAAAAAAGGUGAGGCAGGGCAUGCCCAUGUGGGCCUGGGACCAUCUUGCACCGCUGAAGAAGCAGAAGCUAAAGCAUCCGCCAGGCUGAGAGCCACAAAGACUGGCGGGGAGCUGGCAGGGCCAUGCUCCCUCUUCUCCUAUUUCUGUUGGUUCUGACUGUUGUGAUCAAACCUGUUUUAAAACAUGUUUCAACAGAUCCUGACUCUGUAUUAUGUGGCCGGAUGGGGGGCUUUGUGACAGGAAGGACACAGACUUGAGGUGACAGGGUCAGCCCAGAGCACGGUGGCUUUGGUGGUGGGGUGUGGCGGUGAUGGGUGUCAGAGGCCUAUCAGGCAGCCUGAGAAAGGGGGUACGCUUCCCAGGCAGGUCUCCAUGCUUUCAGACCCAGUGUUUGCUGACUGAAACUGCUCCUCACCCUUGGGAAGGUCAGGCUGGCAGUGGGUGAUGGGGCCAAGCCUUACUGCGCUUGAGGAUGUGGGGGUGUGAGACAGAAUCUUUUUGCCGAACCCUGCUCUGGACCCCCUGUGCCCUGGGAAUCAGGAAGGUGUGGUGGGAACAAGCAGAUCCAGUAAGUUCUGUCAGAGGUCUCCCAGUCUGUCCUCUUCCUCCUGCUUUUUCAAGCUCCAGGGAAUGGGGCAGCCGUGGUCACCAUCCCAAGUAGACUAAAGAGAGACAGCUCAUCUGCUCCUCUGAGGGAUAAGUUUCCAGCAGAGCAAACAAGCCAAGCUUGGAGGAACUGGGACCCCCAGACCCAACUGUCCUGAUUCCCUCCCAACCACCUGUGGACUAUGUGAGUUGAACAAGAGGGCAGACUCCUGGGGGGGAUCUGCUGCCUCCACCCCAUAUGCGUCCUUAAGUUGCUAAAUGAUCAGGACCUCAAACUCGGGUGGCAGGUGAGUCACAGUACUGUGUGGUGGUAGACACUGCCCCUGGAAGUGGCAGAGCUAACAGCAGAAAUGUCACCCCAGAGUGUGAGGAGAGUUGCUGGAGAGCCCCAUCAGGGCAGGCCCAACUCUGCACCAGAGGCCUCAGCUGGAGACAAGGAUGGUCUCUGCUCUGAGCUAAUCGAUAACAGUGCUAGACCAGGGACAGAGACCAGUGAGGUGACUCCUGGAGGUGCCUGAUCCAGCCCUGCAAGGAUAUACCACAGAGUCCUUUCUUGGGCUAGGAAGGCUAGUCAAUGGCACAAAGGUCCUCAGACCUCAGCCACAGUGACACUUGGGUCAGGUGAGCUGACAGUGUGCCCUCAGUCAGCACUGGCAGAACAACCCUUAGCAGAGCUCCUAGGAGUCGGGGGAAGGGGGGGGUGCCACCUCUGAGCUAGCAGUGGUACCAGCCAAGCCACACCAUCCCAAGAACCCUCUGGGAGUCCCAUCAGGAUGCAAGAUUGUUUCCAGGUACCCUACCCAGCUCCUCCCAGGCAAACACCUACUCCCUCUACCUUUCCACCAAAAGCAUCGCCACAGGACCCCUUGGGUAUAAAUGAUCCCUUUUAUUGUAAGUAAUGCGCGACACUGGCCUGGCUUUGCACUGCAAGCCCUCGGUCAAGAUAUAGUCAAAUAACUAUGGCUGCAGGUUCUUCUGCACGAUCCACAAUUGAGACACAGACACACAGCUGGGGGUGGGCAGGAGGGGCAGGAGGGCAGUGGAGUGUGGACUGUCCCCAGCCCUGGCCUCUCCAUGUUGGGUUGGCCCAGGCUGACAUACCGCACGGAAUGACGAGCAAAUGGUGGCAUGGCCCUUCCCAAGGCCAGCCUGGGGCUGCUAGGAGACUGCCCUUCAGAUUCUUUGGGCCAGGUCGUCCUAGGCCCCACAACUUUUCAUCUGGAUUAAUUUAAAAAAAAUAAAUUAAAAUUAAGCAACAGCUUGGUCCUGAGGAUGCUGAGCCAGCAUGUCCACAGUUUUUGGCACACAAAAGAAAUCAGGGUCUUUUGGUUUUUUGGAGGUGCUGCAGGAUUUGUUGGCUUGUUUGCAAAUUUGUUUUUUAAAACGUUCCCUGUGAGGCAAGACCCUGGGGGGGGGGGGGGGCUUGGUGAGAGCCUGAACCUGCGGCAGAGUCGUUUCAUGUCAGCGCCAAUACCACGCUGUUUGCUGUUGGGGGUCAGGGACUGAGGACGGGUGGUGUGGGCCCAA